Messenger RNA from Sphaerodactylus townsendi, 1013 nucleotides. It is a transcript of the gene TMEM52B, whose product is annotated as transmembrane protein 52B. Lineage: Eukaryota; Metazoa; Chordata; Lepidosauria; Squamata; Sphaerodactylidae. The record is from RefSeq and is a predicted model, not a curated record. The transcript is spliced from 6 exons. The coding region runs from base 246 to 791 and encodes 181 amino acids.
GAGGCUGGACUGGGACAGUCAAACUCAAGUAGGAACAACUGGGGAACUCUGUCUGAAUUACUGUACAGAGGCUGACUUCUGACCAGGAAAGAGCAUUCCCUUUGCAGAGGGACAGAUAUAAAUAUAAGGACGCAAAAGGAGAAUUGAGGAAGCUCCGGUCCCAGGCUGAAGGGUUGUGCAGGACGAACAUGAGUUAGGAAAGUCGGACGAAGCUUUGGACAACGGAAGAAGGAAAGCAUUUACUCAUGGGAAAGGGUGGCUGCCCUGUGAUCUUCUUGGCUUUCUCAUGUCUGUCACAGAUUCCUCCAGUGGAACUCCAGGGGAGCUGCACAAACACUGGCCACUGCCCAGAUGCGAACUUGAUCCACAUCUGGUACAUUUGGCUGGCCUUGGCCAUUGGUGGGCUGCUCCUUCUCUGUGGCCUGGUCUCCGUUUGUGUGAAGUGCUGCUGCCUUAAUUGCCAACCGUCUGGGGAUGACAGCCGGACCCAGCCUUACGAGGUGACUGUCAUCGCAUUCGAUCACGAUAGCAGCACGCUUCAAAGCACCAUCACCUCCCUGCAUUCGACGUUUGGGCCGGCGGCUCGACGGAUACUUGCCGUGGCUCACUCCCACGGUGCUGUGCCAGGAAACCAUCCCUCUGCUGGAAGCGAAACGCCCCCUAUUUAUGAGGAGGCCUUACGCAUGAGUAGAUUCACCGUGGCCAGAAGCAGAGCAGGAAUGCCAGACCUGGAUCCAGUGCCAGAGGGACAGCGGCCGGCGACCAAAGCUCUGGAAGCAAAUCACCCCUGAGACCAGCCACGUCCCUGACUCAGAAAUCACUAAGAGAUACAAGUUCCAUAUGAAGAGAGUCCAAAAGUCCUGGCUAAUGUGAAUCCAGUCAAGUUGUUUGUCCUUUAAUCUAAUAGAUAGGAAUUGGAUUUCUUCCUGUUCUUUGACAUCGCAAAUUUCAAAUGGUGGUAUGAUAGAUAGAUAUUUAUUACGGCCUUUAGGCCAGCCAAUAGUUUAAGAACA